Messenger RNA from Frieseomelitta varia, 3913 nucleotides. It is a transcript of the gene dati, whose product is annotated as zinc finger protein 853-like. The coding region runs from base 808 to 3888 and encodes 1026 amino acids. Gene Ontology annotation, molecular function: RNA polymerase II cis-regulatory region sequence-specific DNA binding; DNA-binding transcription factor activity, RNA polymerase II-specific. The record is from RefSeq and is a predicted model, not a curated record. NCBI's taxonomy places the organism in Eukaryota, Metazoa, Arthropoda, Insecta, Hymenoptera, Apidae. Gene Ontology annotation, biological process: central nervous system development; regulation of transcription by RNA polymerase II. Gene Ontology annotation, cellular component: nucleus. The transcript is spliced from 13 exons.
AGUUUCAUGAGCCAAGUAGCGGGAGGCAGCAGCAGCAGGCCCGGGAAGUCGAAGCAGGUGGCGAGUAACUGACGUUGCCCGCCGCCCACGUCGAGCGAGGAUCGUUGUCCUUAAGACGAUCCUGGGCUAAGAAGAGCGCGAUACAGCGGAGAGAAAGAUAGGAAGGAACGGCGGCGAGCGCAGAAGUGUGCCGGCCGUCGAGCUGCUUACCGGAAGGGGUGCGAAAAAGCGGGCAAGCUGCGCCGGAAGGGGGUAGCCCGGGCUUCUCGCGAAGGCCUCAAAAUUUCGGACGCGACGGCGGCCCUGGACCUACGUGCCCAGACGCUAACCCACCCCGACUUUGGCUUGGACCAUCACCAACAGCAGCAGCAGCAGCAUCACCAUCAACAGCAGCAGCAACAACAGCAACAGCAGCGUCCGCAGCAGCAACAUCAGCAGCAACAGGGCCAAAAUCCAGAGUCGCGUCCACACCAUCACCUUCAACAGCAUCAUCAUCAUCAACACCAUCCCGGAAAUCAUCUCCACUCUGGCGAUUCGGGGGGUGGGAUAGGAGGUGGAGGAGGUGGCGGUGGAGCCGGUGGAGGUGGCGGUGGCGGUGGCGGAAGUGGCGGCGGUGGAAGUGGCGGCGGCGGAAGUGGCGGUGGUGUUGCUGGUGUUGCUGGAGGAGGUUCGGCCGGGCCGGAGGCUGACAGAGCCGUCAGAAUCCAAGACGAGGACGACGAGGAUAUCACCGAGAGGGAGGACGAGGAGGAAGACGAAGAUCCUUGCAGCUCGCCCGAGGCAGACCUCGAAAACGAGCCGGAACCCAUGGAGGUCCAAGCCGUCACAGCGACAGCGGCGGCCGCGAAUCUUCACGCGCUGCGACAACAUGUUUUCAAGAUGUCCGAUUACUGGCAGCAACCGCAACGGGGGCCGCCUCAACAUUCGCCGGGGAUACAGCACAGCCCUAUCUCCAACUCGACUCAACAGCAGCAACACCAGCAGGUACAACAGAUGCACAGCCCUCUCGGCCAGCAGCAGCAGCAGCAACAGCAGCAGCAACAGCAGCAGCAGCAGCAGCAACAACAACAGCAACAGCCGCAGCAGCAGAACGUGUCGCAGGUGCAGCAAACCGCCAACACGGGAUUAGGACAGACCGCCAGUCCGCAGCAGCAGUUGCAGCAACAACAACAACAGCACGCCAUGUCCAUGGGCCAGCAAACGGCUCAAGGAGCGCAGCAUCAGUCUUCCCCGGCACCGACGACGCCCUCGCCACAGGCGGACCAUCAGGGCGGCAUCACGUCCAGCAUGGCCCAGAGUCUUCACAGCCUGGCGCAGGCACAACAGACCAUGUCCCAAACCUCGAGUCCCUCGCUGUCCGUUCAAGCGGUCCAGGCGAUCAAUCAGAACCUGGGACAGGCGUUGAGUCAGGUCUUGUCGCAGAACAUGCAGCAGAACCUGGGGCAAACCUUGCAGCACAAUCUCGCGCAGAGUCUGACGCCGAGCCUGUCUCCGCAACAGCAGCAACAGUUGCUCAAUCAACCGCAGAACUUGAGCCAGGCGAAUCAGAACCUGCAACAGAACAUUCAAAGUCAGGCGCAGAAUCUGUCGCAAACGCUGCAGCAACCGGCUCAGAAUUUGACCCAGAACCUCGGCCAGAGUCUAAGUCAACAGGCGCUGCAACAACAGGCAGCGCAGAACCUCACGCAACAGCAAGCGCAAAACCUCACGCAAAAUCUGCAACAACAGGCGCUCAACAUGGCCGGCAGCAUCGCUCAGAACGGUGCUCUCGCCGGGAUGAACAUGUCGACCAAUCAACAACAAAAUUCCCAGAACUCGAUGCUGAGUCCGGGCGCGACGAGCCAGGACUCCCACGACCUGACCGAAAAACUCGUCAACGAGCUGCAGUCUCGUGCGGCGGGACUUGGAGGUGCGGGAGGCGCCGGCGGAGGUGGAGGAAUGGGCAACAUCAACGAACGCACCCUCGAGGAAUGCUGGUCUACCCUGCAACGAUUCUUCUCGCAGAUCUUCAUGCACAAGAGCGCGAUGCAGAUGCACGCGAGGGAGCUCGGCGCGGCGGGUGCACUGACGGGAAGAGCUGGCGGCGGCGUGGCGGGUGGACUGCCAGGCCUUGGUCCGAUCGGCGUCGGACCGGGCGGCAUGAUCGCCGGCAACGAGGUAAAGCCACACCAGUGCCAGCAAUGCCUCAAGUCAUUCUCCAGCAACCACCAGCUCGUACAGCACAUCAGGGUCCACACCGGCGAGAAACCGUACAAAUGCAGCUAUUGCGACCGCAGGUUCAAGCAGCUCAGUCAUGUACAGCAACAUACCCGCCUGCAUACGGGUGAACGUCCGUACAAGUGCCAUCUACCGGAUUGCGGGCGGGCGUUCAUUCAAUUAUCGAAUUUGCAGCAACACCUUCGGAAUCACGACGCCCAGGUGGAACGGGCGAAGAACCGGCCGUUCCAUUGCAACAUCUGCGGCAAAGGCUUCGCCACAGAAUCCAGCCUUCGUACCCACACGUCGAAGGUCAGUCAUUGUUCCAAGUACCCAUGGCAACGAUUAAAGGAGUUGCAACAGCGUGUUGUGUUCCAGCAACACGCCGCCCUGAUCGGCGGCCCGAACGCAACCAGCUGUCCUGUCUGCCACAAACUCUUCCUCGGUGGCGAAGCUCUCAUGGAGCACAUGAAGCACACCCACAAGGAUCCGAAUGCCUCCGGCGUUGCCAUUCCCUCCGCUGACUGCACAACCUCCGUUGCCGGGGUUUACCUAGCGAAGCGACGGACCGCCAACCACCCGUGUCCAGUGUGCGGAAAACACUACGUCAACGAGGGUAGUCUUAGGAAACACCUGGCCUGCCAUCCUGAGACCAGUCAACUUAGCACAAGCCUCAGGAUGUGGCCGUGCUCGGUGUGCCAAGCCGUCUUCACUCACGAGAGCGGUUUGUUGAGUCACAUGGAGCACAUGAGAAUGGACCCGAAGCAUCAGUUCGCGGCGCAAUACGUUUUAAGUCGCGCCGCCGCCGAGAGGCGGGAGAGAGAAAUCCUCGCGUCUUCGAGUCUAGGUGCGGGAUUGGGUGUUUUGGGAAGCCAAACAGGCGGACCUCAAAAUUUACAACAACCACCAAUGUGCCCUUCGCCGUCGGCUCAUUCGGACAGCAGCAGUGGAAAUGGAAGGUUAUCGUCGGCCGGUAGUGAACCUGACUUUUGCGCAGGUACCGGUCUGCUGAACAAUAACAACAAUAACAACAACAAUAACAUGGCGUCGCCGGGGCCGAGUGGCAACAAGCUGAGCGAGAUGCUGCGAGCAGGAAGUCAACCAGGCUCCGUGCAACAGUACCACGACGAGAUGCAGUCGCAACAACAACGUAUGGCAGUGAUGGCCGCCGCCGCGGUGACAGCGGGUUUGCAGAAUUCAGUGUCGCCGAAUUUAUCGCCGGUGGAGAUGGCGUCCCUGGCGGCGGCAAUGAGGAUGGGCAACAACGGUGACAUGAGCGGUGGUGCGCAAGGAUCAACGGGACCGCAGCAGCAGGGAGUUCAAGCAACAGGAUCGGAACAGACUCUGAGGAUGCAGCAGGCGGAAGCCUUGCUGCGUUCUCAAGCCGAAGCCGCGCUCAGACUGGCUGUGUCGCAGGCAGCAGCGGCGGCAGCCAGUUCCGCGGUUGGCGGAGACGUGAGACAUCAUUUGGGACAGCACAACGGAGGCAGCACCUCCGGGAUACCUGGACAUCACACGAACCAGCAGAUGUCUCAGCAAGACAACAUACCGCCCGAUAUUGUUUUAACAGGGGAAGCGCUGCGAUUGCAAGAGCAGCGAUUAGAACAGGCCCUGAGGCUUCACAGCGAUCCUCGAGCCUUGAGUUUCACUCUCCAGCACGUCGUCAGUCAGCAGAACAAUCAGCAACCAUGAAAAUUCAGUUACUACUGAGACGAGU